CCAUUCCGGACGUGGACGUGUGCGGGGCGAGAGCGAGCAUCGAACACGUGUCGUGUCGCGCGAUUUUUGGGAUUUGGCUUUCGGGCGAAGAUUUGUAGCCGCCUGUGGAAUUUUUGAAGGCUGCCGGGUGUGAGUGCGUUGUGGAAUUUUUCCCUGGGCCGGGGGGACUGCAGUGUUCGAGGGCGUAGUGGCGCCCCCUAUGCAGUUGUGAAUAAUUCAAGCGUCGAGAACGGACCAAGAGUUCGCUGAAGAGAUAGUCCCGUUUACUGGGGAUGAAGCAAGGAAGCAAGUGUGAGCUGCCAGAGUGACGUUGCGGACACGUACACACAUACACGUCGUUGCACAGUUUGGCUUGGUUGGCUGGUUUGCGGAAAUUUAUGGAAAAAGCGUGCCAGAACUUGGUCCGGGAGGAUUAGGGGGGGCCGGUGAAGACCGGAUGCUGAAAUCCAUACCCUUCCGUAUAUUCCCAGGACACUCACACACACACUCACGGUGUACCGCGCGUCGACUGGACGCGACCUGGGGCGGCUGGCUUUACAUGAUUAAUGGUUGUGCAAAUUUGCUCUAAUUACUAAUAAUCGCCCUGAGGUCACACGGCCAGGCGCGCUCCGGCAAAUCCCGGCGCGAACUCCUCUCGAGGGAGCCAUAAAUCAAGGCUGCUCCUAUUAAUCAUCGUGACGCUCCGAAAAAAGGGGUGCAUCACCACGAACAAUUCCCCACGACAACAACAAAAAAAUCAAAUUCCCAAACACAACAAAGCGGAAACAAACAAAAAGUUCGAGCUUUUACUUAUUCACACACACAAAACACAUUGUGUGUUUGGUCCCAAAAUUCGUGACUCUUUUUCGCACCCAAAAAGUUGGAGCAUCUAAAACCCACACCCAAAAAAAUAAAAAUAAAUAAAUAAAAACAGUCAUCACAAACCAACGGUUACGGUGAAAUAAAUUUUCAAAUAUUGUCACUCCGGAGUCCGGAGCACCGCGCGCACCCGAGGGCGUAAAGCGGAUUAUAGAAUUUUACACCCCCGCCGCCCCGCUGCCACCAAAAUUCCAACCCGAGCGCGCUCAAAACGGAUUAAACCGUCGUACGGGAAAUUAUACGCAAAACGAAGCGUGUUGCGCUAGCGAUACAUACCGAGAGCGAACGAGGUGAAGGCGGAGAGCGAAAAAAGAGCUUGCAGCGCGACGCGCUGUUGUGUGGAAUUAAUUGCUGGACGAGCUUUCGCGAGUGAGCGUUUGUGUGUGCGUGUGAAACGCGAACUCAUCAAUUGAAAGCUUGAGAGGGGGGGGGGGUGCUUUUAAAAAUUUGUGCUGAUAAAAAAAUCAAAAAAGUGUGAGGGAGAGCGGGAAAAAACAGAGGGAUCAAGAUCGCCGGCACAAACAUACACAUAUACAAGCGCGUGGGAUCGUCAAUCCGGUUGAGUUGGUUGCGUCCCCCAAAACGUGCGGGAAGUGGAAUAAGGGAUUAAACUUGAUAAUACGUGAUUGACAACGUUUAAAUACUGAUAAAAGAGGGGGGUGUGAGAGUGAAAGCGCGCACUUUUGGUGUGUGUUUGUUUGGAGGUGUGUUUAUUUGUGUGUGUGCGUGAUUAUACAAUCGGUAUCAGCGAGUGAUAAAAACGGAAAGUAAGCCGAUAAUUUUGGAUUUUCGAUUCGAUUGGAUUGGACAAAGGAGAAGCGACAAUAUCCCGGACGGACGCGCAGCGAGAAUUAAAAGGUACCAUGGAAUACACGGAACCAUUCCACUUGGAAUAAAGUUAAAAUGAUAAGAUCGAACCCAUGGAAAUGCACCCAACCACAAUGACGUCCAAGUUCUACCGACACACGGCCCUGGUGCUGCUCCUCCUCUGCAUCGUCACAAGCCCGACCGAGAGCAGGUACCGCGACAAGGACCCCAAAAAAGCCAAAUCCGCCCAGCUGAACGUGAUCGGCGGCCACAGCAGUAGCGCCAGUUCCAACACACUCCACGGAAUGUCCUCGCCGCCGUUGAUGAAUCUCUGCUCGGGAGAUCGCGAAAUGAAGCUCGUGUGUCACUGUUCCCCGGACGACGAGCACGUCAAGGCGCAGAAAGCCAACUGUUGGAUCUUCAGCAAGGAUCUCCCCCGGAAGGACCCCAACUGGUUGGCCUUCCAGACGCAAACCAUGCUGGAGCAGCUGAAGAUCACCGUGCAGAAGAUCGGCAACCUCACCUACAUCCCGUCGGAUGUGAUCGUAACGUUGAAGAACCUGAAAAUGCUCACGAUCGAGUACGGCCAGAUUCCGGACCUGCUGAACUACGCGUUCGGAAACAUGACCGACCUGCGGAACAUUACGCUGCACAAGAACCAGAUCCGGAUCGUGCACCCGUUCGCCUUUGCAAACCAUCCCUUCCUGGAGGAGAUCAACCUGGAGCGGAACGAGCUCAUCGAGCUGGACAAGGAAGCGCUGAUCAAUCUGCCCCAGCUGAAGAAGCUCAAUCUGGACUUUAACAACCUGACCAUGCUGCACGACGAUGUCUUUGUGGAUCUCACCAACCUGGACGAGUUGAAGCUGGAAUCGAACCAGGUUUCGGUGCUCACGAGGGAGAUCUUCAAGGGGUUGGGCAACCUGAGGCUGCUCAACAUGAAGUCGAACAGUAUCAGCUACAUUGGUGAUACGGUCUUUGCGGAGCUGUGGAGCCUGCAGGAACUUGAUUUGAGCAGCAAUCAUAUUGAGAAACUUUCCGCGCGCGCUUUUGACGGCCUGAACAACCUGCGCCGGCUCAACCUGGAACAGAACCGGCUGGCGCGGCUCGAGCGGGGCAUCUUCACCGGCGUGCCGGCCAUUCUGCGACUCAACCUGAACUCGAACCUGCUCCAGACUAUCACGUACAACAAUUUUCUACCGCUGAUGGACAACCUGGUCAACAGCACCGUGGAGUUGCUGCUUAAAGAAAACAAACUAAUCUGCGACUGCCGGCUCGCGUGGCUGUUCGACCUGGCCAACACGACCAAAAACGACGACCUGCGGCACACCCUGCGCCAGCUCGAGUGUCUGUACGAGCUGAAGGGCACCACAGACAACCGCGGCGGCCCAAUUCCGAUCUCGGUCCAGCACCAGCUGAGCGAUCUAUCGCGGCCGCACGACAUCCUCGGGUACGACGACAGCACCGAUUACGGCGGCUUGGACCAUCUGGACCACGGAAAGCCGCAGCACGGCGUUGGGUACGGAGUGCAGCCGGUUCACCGGCCGGACCCGUACGCUCCGAAGGCUCCGCUGAAUGCUGCCGGCCAGCAGGUCUUUACGCUGAUGAAGUUACGCAAGCAGGACCUGCUGCCGUGCACCAAGGAGCUGGACGAACCGACCGAGUUGCCGCUGUCGCGGGAAUCCAUCGGCAUCGACAUGGGCUGGCGAUCGUCGGUCGGCGGGGUCACGUCCAGUUCCGCGGGACGACUCCGGAGUUGGGGGUCACAAGGGCUAGUAGUCGUGCUGCUAGUGGUGACGGUUUCUGCGCUAGUUAAGUGUUAGCUUAAAGCUUGAGGCUUCUGUAAGUGGUGGUAAUCACAGUGGGAUUACAAAACCCCGAGAAAUACUAGUAGAUUGGUGAGCGAGGAGAGCAGUAAAGUGAGGUAGAUAAACUUUUUUAAACAAUUAAAAACCCCCCACUGAAACCCGUCAGAACUUUAAGAAAAUUGCAUCCAAACUUCUCCCACGGUGAAAUGCUGACAUUGUUGUGUGUUGAUGGUAGGUCUAAUGAAUUGCUUUUAAAACUUAUUAUUCAAUCUUUUAUGAGAAAUGUCGUAAUAAAUUCAGAACAAAUGAGGUGUGUAUAACAUGCUUAUUUUUCUUUGAAAAAUUGCUACCCUGCAACUAGCUACAUCUAUUCCUUUUUUUCCUCUCUAAAGUAGCCAUUGUUCAAGCAAAAAAGAGUUUUCCGUAAAACCAAUCAAUUCUUUUGCUCAAACAGCUCCUCGCAACAGUUCUCCUCUUGAUUUUACUCACCUGUAAACGGUUCAGUCAUUUGGUAAAUUGGUACCAAAUUGAAGCAUUUGCAUUUCCCAGCAAGCACCUUUUUCUCCGUUCCCCGGGCACCAUCAGGUCCACAGCUAUGCAGGGAAUUGAGAUGCGGUACGAUCGUUCAUUGAAGUUUGCCCUUUCUUUUUGCUCCGGUGCUUGAUUGAUUGCAGUCGUGAUUGUUUCUGUCAGUGAAGGUGUGGUUCUAGGGGUUUGCAUUGAUUUGCGGUGCAGGUUGAGCAUUUGCAAUGAAUUUGAGGGGAUCGACAUUUAUUUGUGCUGCUUGUUGAAGUGAAUAACCAUGAUGUUGAUUAUUAUUGGUCCAAUAUUGCCAGCUUACGUUUAAGCUGUGUUUCAAGCUUCCACUUCCAGAAAAAAACCAAUCGAUGCAAAAUGAAUGAAAGUCUAAUAAAAAAUAAAACCCACACCACAAUCACCCCCCUAAGGCGAGCCACCCAGUUUCGACCAUGAAUAUAAAUAAAAUAUUAGCCUAUUAAUGGGUCUUCUUCUUUGAGCGAGAUAGCGGGAAAAAGUGCGAGCAUCAAAUUUUAUUAACCCUCGAGCGAGUGCCUAACCUUCCACGUCUGGCAACACGUUUUUGAAAAACGUACCAUGACAUUUCAACACUUUGUUUGUGGUUCCCAAAUUCAUGAACGCUUGUUCACGAUUUUGGGAACUCUUUUUCCUCCGUGUGAUCAUGGCCGUUCAAGGUAACUCACAGCAACCAAGAACGACGAAACAAAGGAUAACAAUAAAAAGUAACGUUUUCAAAACGUUUCUCUUUAAAAUCUCUCUCAAAUACUCUCUCAAAAAUAUACCUGAAAAUAAACAAAAAAAAAACACAAAAUAUAACAAUUUCUUUGGAUUAAAAAAUACCAGAGUUCCCAAAUGAACCGGUUAGGCUAGGUUCAGCAAUAAAAUUGGUUCGGCUUAAACCUCCCUUUGUGGUUCAAUCCAGGUUCAGUGAACCAUGAACCAUGGCUUAAGCCAGGCUAACCAGGCUAAUGAAAACCAUGACCUAUGCAUAGUGUUAAGGUGCAACCAUGCUAACGUGUAACACAUUAAUGAUGUAACAAUGUUACAGUGUAUCGAAUGAUACGGUGUAAAAAUGUUACGUUGUAACAAUGUUACGGUGUAAUCAUAUUACGGUGUAACGGAUA
Molecule: messenger RNA, 5131 nt
Organism: Culex quinquefasciatus (southern house mosquito)
Lineage: Eukaryota; Metazoa; Arthropoda; Insecta; Diptera; Culicidae
Product: connectin
Exons: 5
Coding region: 1779-3485 (568 amino acids)
Molecular function (GO): protein binding
Source: RefSeq, a predicted model, not a curated record